ACGGUAAAGCUACGCAAAACGGCGAACUCGCCUUCCAGUUAUUCCUUCUGCUACUGUUGCUUGCUGUUAGCGAGGGGCGCACAGCCAAGCCACAAGCAUAUAAACGCAACUCUACUCGGAAUGACGAGUCAUUGAAGCAGCAGGAAGAAAAGGCAGCUUAAGGAGCCGGAAAUCGACGAGUUAAGCUGUUGUCAUAACCUGCCUAUACCCAUAGCUAUACCGGACUGCUGUUGUUGCUGUUGUUUCACCUCGAUUUGGUGUCCAGACGCUUCAAGAAGCAACAAAUAGAGCGAAUAAGGUUUACAUCGAAGGGCUGCUACGCUACCUGAAUCUGACGUGGAGCGCCAGCAUCGGAAAAGCAGUAGCUCGCUCCGCUGCUGCAGGGAAAGCAACACCUGUCAGCUGACAUUUCACAGGGAAGUGCUUCUUCGUUAACGGGCAAGCGCAGCCACUGACCGUCAGAUUGUCAGCCCUUGAAACGGAAUUCUGCGAUGCCAAUCUGUCGUGAACGGGCCCCUGACAUAAAAGAGUGAAAGACGGCGAUAGACGAAUAAAAUCGCCACAGACAAGUUAUAAUCUUCUAGUAACUGGAAAAAGGACACGGCUUCAGUCGGCAUUAUUGCAUUACGCCUGUGGUCGAGAUGGGUAUCGGAUGGAUCCUCAAAUGCAUCUCAGGCCCACGCCUUUACAGAAUUUACAAAACAAAUACCUCACAGGGGAAACUGUACGAACCGAAUUGCUUAGAGGCGUACUCGGACAACAUCAUCCGUUCUCUGGGAUACGCCCUUUCGUUUGCGUGGUCGUUAGCCGCAUUCACAUCUCCAGUGAUUGCAUACGUCCUAUAUCGUCGGGGAUUCUGCACUCUUGAAGGAUUUUACUACCUGUCGAGGUUGGCAUCGGUUGUUGUAGUGGUGUGGGUGGGAACGCUGUGUCUUCGGGGGAUGGGUCGCUGUGCAAAUCGCGAUUACCUAAAAUUUAUCGCAGCGCUCGAUGAGGCUCAAAAAAAUAGGGCGGCUUUAUGUGCUUUUGACGGAGACUUCGACGCUUGGCCUGUUGACUUCAGUUGGAACGACGUCGAAAGCUCAAAGGACAAACCCCGCGUGGUUGUAGCUCCGAGAUCCCGUUCUAAUUCGGGCGUUUUCUUGGUCCUUGUACGUGACCUGCCGUUACGUUUCGUCGGUUACCUGUGUAUUCAUUCUUUUGGUCGACACAUGAUGUACCCCGGGGCCGUCAAACUUUUCCAGGCAGCCAUUGGGCCAAUGUUGCUUGAGGGACGUGCUAAGCUUAUGGAGCAGCAUCAGGCAAGAAGAUACAAGCUGGCCACAAGGGAUGGGAAUUUCAUUGAUACAGUAUUCGUAGAUCGACGCGGAGCGAACGAGGCACCACAAGGCCGAACUUUGGUUGUGUGUUGCGAAGGUAACGCAGGAUUCUACGAGGUGGGUAUCACAGCGACGCCUAUCGACGCACAGUACUCCGUCCUCGGCUGGAAUCAUCCAGGAUUCGCUGGCAGCACGGGGCUACCGUUUCCUGCACAGGAACAGAAUGCAAUAGAUGUGGUUAUGCAGUUUGCUAUCUAUCGCCUGGGAUUCACACCAGAUAAUAUCAUUUUGUACGCUUGGUCUAUAGGAGCAUACACUGCUUCUUGGUGCGCCAUGAACUACCCUGAAAUCAAAGGUUUGAUUCUCGACGCAACGUUCGAUGACGUUGUUCCCCUGGCUGCCUCGAAGAUGCCAGGCUCGAUUGGACCGAUAGUGGUCCGCACCGUAGCCGACUACUUUAACUUGAACAACGCCGAGCAAACAAAUCGAUAUUCAGGACCUAUCCUUAUGUAUAGACGAACCAACGACGAAAUCAUCUCAACGGACAUCAAUAAUCGACUAGGCUCAAACCGUGUGAAUGACCUCGUGACAAAGGUUCUUCGGCAUCGGUUCCCAGCAGUGAUCACCGAUGAAAGCGCCUGGGUCCUAGCUGAGUGGCUUUCGGGGGAUAGAUCCCAUCAAAAAAUUCUUUACGAAGAACAACAGGUGGAUGAUGCCGAAUGUGAGCGAUGGCUUCGCAAAGCCGUUGACGCAGGAGACAGCUAUCCGCUCGAUUUUGGCGCACAGCUCACCUCCGAGCAAAAGGUAAAGUUAAUCCUUUAUCUCGCUCGGCGACACUUGUUCGACUUUAACUCAACUCACUGUGUACCGCUGCCAGCGGCAAAAUUUCAAGAGCCGUGGGAUAUUCGAAGAGUUGGUAAGGAUGCAAGCUCACAGGACUCAUUAGAAAGACCAUUCGGCGGUAGGGCAGCACUCGAAGAGACUACUACCCGAAGUUCAUCUAGUGAGAGUGAUUUUUGUCAACUCGAUCAGGAAUCGUGCGACACAGAAGGCAACUAAAA
Messenger RNA from Varroa destructor (honeybee mite), 2380 nucleotides. Its product is annotated as phosphatidylserine lipase ABHD16A. The record is from RefSeq and is a predicted model, not a curated record. Gene Ontology annotation, biological process: phosphatidylserine catabolic process; monoacylglycerol catabolic process. Gene Ontology annotation, cellular component: endomembrane system. NCBI's taxonomy places the organism in Eukaryota, Metazoa, Arthropoda, Arachnida, Mesostigmata, Varroidae. Gene Ontology annotation, molecular function: monoacylglycerol lipase activity; glycerophospholipase activity.